GGCGUCAUUUCUAACGCCACCGUACGUUAAAACAUUUUUAAGGGGGAUAGUGAGAGACAAGUGAAAGACAAGACUAGGAAGGUCAUUUUUCAAAGCAGAGGCACCAGCUUAAAUCAGCUUUUUCUCCAUAACUUCAUAAUUUCUUAUCACUGGUAAAGAUCAUCUGACCGUAAUCCAAUAAGUGUCGCAAUUUCCUGUAACUCUGUGCUCUGCUCUGAAUAGAAGUCGCUGUGACCACAUUCGCUGCAAGAUCUGGGACUGUAAGUGUGCUGUCGAGAAUGGCAAAUAUCAGAUGAGGAUUAGACUGUGUGUUUGCCGUCAAGGAUGUUUAAAAAAGCAAUGGAGCAGCUGAUCAGCCAGAUUGAUUGUGGAGGUGAGCUGACGCCAGCCACCAGUGCGUACGAGUCGGAGAGGUUUAAGCCUCUGUGCCUGGUCCACAGGAGACGUGGUGGCCCAUUCUGGAGAAAGGCCCGGUACCGUGGCACGGAUUUCAAGCUGAAGCAGAUACUGGCUGAUGGAAGCAACUUACCGACUGUUCAGCAGACUGACAUGUCCUUCCAGUUUUCGAAGUCAUUCGAGCGGCCGAUGAAAGGGAUGGCCAAGCUAAGUAUCGAUCCACUGGUGGGAAAUGUUGCGAUUACAAAUAAAGUGAGAAAAACCAUACAGCUGGAAGGAACCAAGCAAGUUUACAUCAGAGUGUCAGAUCUAACUGAGUGCCUGGAAAACAGUAAGGUCAGUCGGUCUUGGGAGCUCAUUGAAAGGAAUUACUCAGGCGAUCUCUGUGUCGUGACUGAAGUGUUAUUGUCGGUGGAACCCCUCACACUGAAGAAAGUUAAUCAAAGUGGAUCAGAAUUCUACGUAACCAUACCUUCCAACUCCCUGGUUGGAGAACUAGCCACGGUGGGUGCAGAAUACGACCUUUCUUCAGAUAGCACACUGUGCAUCCCCGAGGGAUCAGUCCUUGCCUACAAAGUGUGGGACCUCUCCCUCACAAAAGAGGAUGUGCUGUGUCUGUCGAAGCCAAAGCGGAGGAACCAGGCGAAGUCUUUGAUUUGCCGGGACGCUGCAAAUGUUAAUGGAGAUGAAGUGUUUGAAAUCUGCUGCGAGCUUCAAUGUCUCGACAAUGGUUUGAAGCAACGUCUCCUGGGUCUCGUGUGUCAGAUCAUUGAAGACUCUGAACUUCUUUCAAUUCUGAGUGAUGUGCUGUGUGAGGCUUGUGCUGGAACCGACCACACCCUCUCAGAGCUGGAGAAACUGGAUAGAAAGAGAAGAGAGUGCGGGGAAAACCUCCUGGCCAUCUGGAGUGAGGAGCAGCUGAAGAAUGCAGCCGAGGACAACCUUCUUAAGGCUGUCUCUAUUCUCUUUGCAACUUUGGAAGAUCUGCCACCAACAACGUUACCAGUGCUGAUUCAAAGUUUGAAGAUGCAGUUUCUGCCCCAGCAGCUCACCCUGGUCACCGGCAUCCUCAAGGAUCUUGAUCACAGCCAAGUGGACCAGGCGCUGAAGGUGGAGACAGAAAGUUUCACGGAGGAUGCGUUUGGAAUAACUGCGGAGAUGCUGGCUGAUGUCGGGCUUCACCUGGAGAGGGACAGUGUCCAGAAAACAAGGGAACCCAGUCUCCAUGAACUGUCUGUGGCCUUGUACUGUCUAAACGCACUGAGCAGCAACUGAGGGAAUGAAUGAAGGGGGUCCCAACACCCUGAUCUUGGAUUUAUUCCUGCUGAUCACAGCAUAUCUGCGUGUUUUUAUAUCCAUUUAUUAUGCUUUUCUUAUUUACCUUGAACAACCUAGGUGUCUCAUUGGUAAUAUUUUACCCAAAGCCACGUUGGAGGAAGGAACUACAGAUGCUGGUUUAAACCAAAGUUAGACACAAAAUGCUGGAGUAACUCAGCGGGACAGGCAGCAUCGCUGGAGAGAAGAAAUGGGUGACGUUUCGGGUCGAGACCUUUCAUCAGACCUUCUUCAAAUUACUUAGAACAAUCUGUUUCUCUUCAUUAUUAUUUUAUCCAAGAAAAAUCAUAAAAUCCUCUAUUAAAAUAGAUCUUAAUUCCCU
Molecule: messenger RNA, 2053 nt
Organism: Leucoraja erinaceus (little skate)
Lineage: Eukaryota; Metazoa; Chordata; Chondrichthyes; Rajiformes; Rajidae
Product: gasdermin-A2-like
Exons: 10
Coding region: 325-1671 (448 amino acids)
Source: RefSeq, a predicted model, not a curated record